AUGGCGGAGUUUCGCCCUGUUGGUGGCGCUGGCCCUGCCACAGGCCAUGCUGCGUGGUGCCUAGCUGCAUCGCACAUGCGUGCACUUACUCAUGACUCCGCCGAUCCCAAUCCUGAACCCCCCACAGCCCGCACAUACCAACCCGCAAGUAGCCAUUUUAAUUCCACCUGCCUCCCCAAGGCCAACUCGUGCACCUACCACGAAUUCGUCCCCAAUCAUGCUUCCACCAUCGCCGAUUUCACCUGCGCCCCGUGUCCGUCCGGCUCCUUCAUGAAUUUGGCCGCACACUUGCAAACACAAUGUAUUGCAAAGACUAAUACCUGUGGGAUUGGAGAAUAUGUUUCCAAUCCCGAUAGCAAUACGGCCGACUACACGUGUGCCCUUUGCCCGUCUGGCACGUUCAUGGGCGCCUCAGGCCACCUGAACCACGCCUGUACGAACAAGACGGCGAUGUGCUCGCCCGGCACCUACGUCAGCAAUGCAGCAAGCCGAAGUGCAGACUACAUCUGCUUGCCUUGCGUUGGGGAGUCUUUCCAGCCGAGCUUUACACAAACUGCCACUGCAUGCACGCCUCGCGCCACUUGCUCGUAUGGCCGUUACGUCGUCAACCCCUCCAGUAAAACAACCAAUACCAUCUGCGACAUCUGUCCGACCGGCACAUAUAUUGACGUGAACGACCAUCGCCUCAGUGCUUGCACUACCAAAAGCAGCCUGUGCGGUCCAGGCCAAUUCUGCUCCAACCUGGGCGACCCAACCACAGAUACUACCUGUUCGGCUUGCCCGCCCGGGACUUUUCGAGGGGAUGCAGCUCACAAACACACAGCAUGUACUUUGAAAUCUGGUUAUUGCAUGGCCGGACAGCGCGUGUCCAAUUUCGACAGCACGACACAAAAUUAUCAGUGCGAAGCCUGUGACACGGACGAAUUCAAUGCGUUCAAUUUCCACCGCAACGCCUCGUGCUUUACACGCACCCCCAACUGUGGUCCCGGCUUUCGCAUGGAAGUCGCCGCCUCGGCGGCAGAAGAUAAUACCUGCGUCGAGUGUCCUACCACUUGCUGGGAACGGGAGUCUUGCCUGGCCGGGCAGGAGGAUGUUUUCAUCGGCGAUGUCACAAAGGCACCACUAUGCGAGAAUUGCAGCGCUGGGAGCUACUCCAUCGAGGCCUUGGAAUCGUGCAAUGCAUGCCCCGCUGGCACCUAUCAAACCUUGCCCGGACAAUCCGAGUGUGUUGCCUGCACUGGCGCUGGCUUCUCGCCUGCUGGUGCCACCACCUGCUACCCUAUUCAACUGCUGGUCGACGGUUCGCCCGUGCUCACGCGCGUUGAGGUUCAAUCAUUGGCGGCCAUCGAACUGGUACCCAAGGGCGUACGCUUUCAAACAUUGUCCGACUCGGUCACGGGCGUUGAGGUGGUGACAACUACGACAAUGACCCAGGCGUUUUCUCAAACAUUGCUUGUCGAAGCCGUGGUCAUUGCCACCGAGACUGUGUUGCUCAGUCGCACAGUGACCUUUGUGGUACCAGAUACCACUCCACCCGAGUUGACGGGUGCAACGAGCGUCACGCUGAUAUCAGGCCAGCAGUGGACACCCUCGUACACGGCCUGGGACGCUCGGGAUGGAAACGUGUCGGCCUCUGUGACCGUGCAAAUCGUCUCCUCGCCGCCCGAAACCACCACGGGUAGCUGCACCGGGUCUUGGCUCAACACCAGCUGGUCGUCAUACAAUAUUAGUGCAACUGAUUCACUGGUCGCGGACGCCUUAUUCGGACCUGAUGGCAGCACAUAUGUGGCUCUAGUAUCGGCACGAGACAGUGCUGACAACGUGGCCACUCUCAACGUCACCAUCACCAUGGCUGAAAAUGAGGCGCCCCUCGUGCAGAUGGCCUUGACGGAGCGUACAAUUGAGUGGGGUGACGCCGUUCAGCUGCCCGAGAUUCAGGUGCAGCUCAACACUGCGCCCAUGCGCCUGCUUACCUCGUGCCUGGUCGUCGAGCGGUGGAAGCUUGCCGUACCUUCAAAUGCGACCACAGGCAUCUUGGACGUGGAUUGGAAUGCGUCAAGCCUGUGGGAUCCUACGAGUCCGCAACGGGCGGCGCUGGUCUCGGGUGGACUCGCCAUGCUGAGUACAAGUCAAACGGCACCUGGCAUGUUGAUUCGCCUGCGUUACCAAUUUAGCGCGUUGGGCCGGCAGACUCUGCAAGACGUGUUGCUGCUAGUGCGUGACUCAAAGGUACCGCAGCUCAACGUAGUCUGGCCCAACGGCAACCAGAACAAUGUCGUGUUGCCCUUUGGAAUCAUUCCCACGCCUCCUCAGUAUGAUUGCACAGACGACCCCGCUGGGUCACCCACGGUUGUGACUUGGAAGGCACCCCCAUAUCAGCGCUAUAUGCCUGGGGCGUAUACUGUGACCGUAGCUUGUUAUGACUCGAGCGGCCACGCGGUGCAAGACUCUCGUACCUGGAUUGUGGCACAACCGGAGCCACCAGUUAGUGCCCUCGAAAUUUUAGCUCAAGCAGAGGAGUCUGCAGAUGGCAUCUCUGUCAAUGUUAUUUUGGAGACUCUCAAGCGCAAGCUGCAAACGCCAUGGGUGUUUGUCAUUGAUAUUGUAAACGGCGCAGAUUUUGCCUUCAAUCUAUGGCCUCCAGCUGCCAACAGGACCGAUUCGUUGGUUGGCCUACCUAGUGUGGCACUGCAUGUGGCCGUCCGCGCCCCAGUCACAUAUGAGUGGCAAUCCCCAAGCAGUCUGGUUGAAGUUUGUGAGCAGACGGAUUGCAUCGGGCAAUCCGUUGCUCUUUCUGAGUUGGGAGUCUAUAACUACACGGCAGAAGAGCUCGCAUCGGCAACCCGGUGGAUUGGUUCCACCGCCACAAGUUCAACGACCCUACAACCAACGACAACGACAACCACGACAACGACAACGACCACAACCACAACCACAACUGCAGCUAGCACGACACAACCCACGUCAGCUGGGCGGGUGGAUGAUACCACUCACCCAGGGGAAGGAGAGACAACAAUAAGAUUGGCCAGCACGAGCCGAACCAGUGAAUGCUCGGGCUACGGCACGUUUGACGAUGACACGGGGGAGUGCGUUUGCGACUUUUAUUCGGGUCGUCAGGGCACCUUCUGCGAGAUUCCUGGUUGCCCGACUAUUACCGAUGAAGACUGCUCCGGCCAUGGUGAGUGCAACUCGGAGAAUGCCGAGUGCACCUGUGACUCCGGCUGGGUUGGUGUGGCCUGCAGCGUUCCCGAUUGUCUCAACAACUGCCACUUCCGUGGCACCUGCGAUCCUGACACCUACGCACCUCUUGUCCGUUGCGUUAACUGCGAUGAGGGCUGGAUGGGUUUGGAUUGCGGCACGCCCUGCACUCAUGGUACCGAAACGCCCAAGGACUCUAUCAACUGCGUUUGUGAGCUUGGAUGGACCUCGGAGAGUUGCAAUGUCCAAUGCAGUGGCGCUGGCAUCAUCGAGGACGACCAGUGCAUCUGCAACUACCUUCAAGGCUUCUGGGGUGAUUUGUGCGACGAGCCUGGCUGCCCUGGCAACGGCGCGUGCCUUUUUAAUACCAGUGCGCCGGGCAUUUGUGAUCUCUCUGGCGCCGAACGCAUGGCUCACGGUGAGUCUUGCUCUGGCCGUGGUAUUUGCAACUCGGAGCUGGCUGUCUGUGACUGCAACCCCGGGUGGCGUGGUCCUGGCUGUGAGAGUCCGGACUGCCCCGGCGAGCCUGACUGCUAUGGCCGUGGCUUCUGUAACCACACGCUCGAGGAACCCAUUUGUCAAAACUGCGAUGCAGGUUGGAUGGGACGUGACUGCAACACACCCUGUGUUCACGGCGUGGAAACACCCGUCAACUCAGGUUUCUGCUUGUGCGAAACGGGUUGGAGUGGCGAGAGCUGUGAUGCUGAAUGCUCGGGCAACGGUAAAAUCCGCACGUCCGAUCAGGGCGUCGUGUUUUGUGCCUGCGAUUACGAGAAGGGAUUCUGGGGCGAGCUGUGCGACGUGCCUGGUUGCCCUGGUAACGGCCCUUGCGCCGAGGGUGCAUACGAUGGCGUCUGUGGCUUCACCGAUUACAGGCGCAUGCAAGAGGGUCAGUCAUGCAGUGGCAACGGCGAGUGCUCGGGCGGGGUUUGUGAGUGUUUCAGCGGCUGGCAGGGUGUCGGCUGUGAAACCCCCGACUGUCCUGGCGUACCCAACUGCAACAACCAGGGCACGUGCAAGUGGGAGAACGAAACGGACCCCACCUGCGUUGACUGCAUCGGUGUUUUCAUGGGAGCUGCCUGCUCGGAACGAUGCGUGCAUGGAACGCAAUCUCCGCCCAACUCGGGCAUCUGCAUCUGUGAUCCGGGCUGGACCUCAGCCUCGUGCGACAUCGAGUGCUCCGGCUUUGGAAGCAUUGUCGAUGGAGUUUGCGAGUGCACUUUUGAGAGUGGGCGCUCAGGCGCGAGCUGCGAGAUUGAGGGCUGCCCGACCAAGGUCGCGGGUGCAGAGUGCUCGGGUCACGGUGACUGCAAUGCCUUGGGUGAAUGUGAUUGCCUUCCCUCCUGGGUAGGCAUUGGGUGCCACAUUCCUGAUUGCCCCGAAAACUGCUCGGGCAAUGGCGUGUGCUACGGUGACUGGGAGGACGGUCAAGCCUAUUGCGUUUGUGAUGCCGGCUACUUGUACCCCUCUUGCUCGGUGCCUUGCGUGCACGGGGUUGAGACGCCCCUGCGAUCAGGUCUGUGUGUCUGCGAGCCUCAAUACACGGGCGUGUCGUGUGACGUUGAGUGCAAUGACCAUGGUGUCAUCGUCAAUAGCGAGUGCGUCUGUCGCACCGCUGUUCCCGGUGACUCGUGGUCUGGUUCGGCCUGCAAUGUCGCCUCCUGUCCUGGCUUCCCAACAUGCAGUGACAACGGCGUGUGCAACAGCGCGACUGGCGCGUGCACAUGUGAUAACGGCUUUGCCGGAGCCAAUUGCUCUGAGCCCGUGUUUCCGGACGAUCCGCCAGGCAAUAAGGAAAGUGAAUCAAGCACACAACGCUCUGGCGUCAACCCAGCCCUGGUGGGUGGGGCAGCGGCUGGUCUCAUCUUGCUCCUGAUGGUCGUGGUCUUUGCUGUGCGCCGCUCUCGACGCAACCACCGCCCGCGACCGCAUCUUGGCAGUGACCCCAAGGUCUUGAAUAGUCCCCAUGAGCCGUUCAUGUUUGCCAAUCCGACUUAUCAUCCACCCGAGGGUGGCUUCCCGACCCCGGCGCAACUGAACAGCCACGUCCAAAACGGCUGGGACAUGGCCACGUACGACCAUGGUCGCCCUGCUGAUAGCUCGCCAUCUUUGACGACAGGCGAAUAUGCUGCUGUUCCAGUCACUUCAUCACAGGAAACCGACUGGGUCAAUUAUGACACUGGAACGCCGCGCGCACAGGCCAGCACGUAUUACUCAGCCCCCAUUAACCACAACUACUACUCGGCCGUGGGUCAAGCGCAAGAAACCACAGACAUUUACGGCAUGGCAAACUACGCCGAACCCGCCGCUCUCCCACCUCGCCCUCGUGCGCUCACUCUCUCCGGUUCCCAUCCACCAGGCUCACAUGCCGUUGAUACUUCCGACACCUGA
Messenger RNA from Monosiga brevicollis MX1, 5589 nucleotides. RefSeq lists its product as uncharacterized. The record is from RefSeq and is a predicted model, not a curated record. The coding region runs from base 1 to 5589 and encodes 1862 amino acids. Gene Ontology annotation, molecular function: protein binding. The transcript has 7 exons. NCBI's taxonomy places the organism in Eukaryota, Choanoflagellata, Craspedida, Salpingoecidae.